AUGCGGUCUCUAUCACCAGCGCUCGCGUCUCUUGCGAACGUCUUUCGAAUCCCCAUGUCAUUGACUCCCGCGCGCCCAGCCGUUUCCCGCGUCUGCCACGAGACCUUGUCUCGACAAUCCGCACCGACCACCGCAGCCGUGCAAACAGCCCCGUUCUCAUCGACGAGCACCCUGGCAAAGCGGAAGGGAGGUGGUCCUCAAGUGGACAAGCGAAUCACUCUAAUCCGCUAUUUCCUUUACCACCCCCUAACCCCACGCCCGCUCCGCUUCUCCCGUAACCGCUUCCUCCGCCACUGGACCAUCCACCGCGCCUGGCAACUGUUCCAGGCGCAGCAGCGCAAGAAGCAGGAACUAGAGCUGCAGCGCCAGUACCAGAGUAUGCAGGCCGCGUGCGAGGAGCUGCGCACGGGCGCCGGCGAUGGCGGGAAAUUGUUUCGCGUGUCAAUGAAUAAGAAGGGCGUGUUUACGGAUCUGUUUCCCAUUGAAUAUGCCCGGUUUCAGACGGAGUCGCCUGCUGCUGAGGGGUGGAAUUAUGAGUGGAAGAGGCCUGAGAAGAAGCAUUAG
Penicillium lagena is the source of this 564-nucleotide messenger RNA. RefSeq names its product mitochondrial 54S ribosomal protein mL40. Gene Ontology annotation, molecular function: structural constituent of ribosome. Gene Ontology annotation, biological process: mitochondrial translation. The record is from RefSeq and is a predicted model, not a curated record. Bases 1 to 564 code for a protein of 187 amino acids. NCBI's taxonomy places the organism in Eukaryota, Fungi, Ascomycota, Eurotiomycetes, Eurotiales, Aspergillaceae. The transcript has 2 exons.